Messenger RNA from Nematocida homosporus, 639 nucleotides. Its product is annotated as large subunit ribosomal protein L7e. The record is from RefSeq and is a predicted model, not a curated record. Gene Ontology annotation, molecular function: RNA binding; structural constituent of ribosome. The coding region runs from base 1 to 639 and encodes 212 amino acids. The transcript has a single exon. Lineage: Eukaryota; Fungi; Microsporidia. Gene Ontology annotation, cellular component: cytosolic large ribosomal subunit. Gene Ontology annotation, biological process: maturation of LSU-rRNA from tricistronic rRNA transcript (SSU-rRNA, 5.8S rRNA, LSU-rRNA).
AUGAAUACUCUGACUACUAAUUCUCUUGUUUCACCAGCUGAAGUAAAAGAUAUUACGAUUAGAACAAUCAAACAAAUGAAAGAAUAUUUAGCUGAAGAAGAAAGAAAGAAAGAAGAAGCAACUGCAAACAACAGUAUUUAUGUCCCAGCUGAAUCUCCUUUCUUCUUUGCCGUUCGUAUCAGAAGUGCAAACAAAGCAUCUCCAGAUAUCAUUUCAGCUCUUAAAACUCUUCGUUUACAUCGUAUUAACACUGGUACCUUCGUAGUUAACAACAAGUCUUCUAAAUCUACUCUUCAUUUAGUCCGAUCUUACAUUGCUUUUGGAACUUUAUCUCUUGAGUGUAUUAGAAACCUGUUAUACACUAGAGGAUUCUGUCGACAUAAUGGCCAGAGGAAGAAUAUUACAAGUAAGACUCUUAUGGCUAGAUUUGGAGGAGAGAUUAAUACGGUAGAAGAGAUAGUUUCAGCUUUAUUCUUAGGUCGGACUAAUGCUUCGGCUAUUAACAAGUGGCUUUGGCCCUUCCAUUUGAACUCACCUCGGAAAGGUUUUGGAGGUCGUAAGAUUAAGGACUUUGCUGAAGGGGGAAGUACUGGAGAUCAUGGCCGGUACUUAACUGAUCUCAUUCAACGCAUGCUUUAA